Messenger RNA from Cuscuta epithymum, 1049 nucleotides. Lineage: Eukaryota; Viridiplantae; Streptophyta; Magnoliopsida; Solanales; Convolvulaceae. The record is from the annotation of a GenBank genome assembly.
GGCGCCAGAGCCCAGAGGGUAAAAUUUUCUGGCGGAUUCCGAAAUUAGAAACUCAACUGAUUCGAUCACUACUCACCUGAGAGAUCGAUCAAUGGCGAACAGGCUUAGGAAGAUGUCUAGAGAAAGAUGUCUAGAGAAGAUGGCUAGAGCCACUGCGGCCGACAGGCCGCCAUUUUCUUACAUCACCCAUUUCACAAUAACUACCGCGUCCGACCGACCAAUCACCCACUUCACAAUAACUACUGACCGCUCCUCCUCGUCCGACAGACCAAUCACCUCCUCGGCCGAGACCAGUGUAGGCUCCUCCAUAUCCGUCCAUACUAAAGCUCAGCUUCUCAGUCCAUCCCAUUCUCCCCACAGCACUUCAGAUAUGCAAAUGUAUAUAAGUGGGAGGUAAUAUGUGGUUAUGCUCAGAGCAAAUAGGCUUUGUUGUGGUCUUGUGGAUAUGCAAUUCUGUGUAUUGCAUGGAUUAUCAAAGGAUUUGUGAACGAAUAAAAUUUUUUAUUGUUCAGAAAAUUGUAUUUCUAUCUUUUUUUCCAGCUAUGUCAGAAGAGUCGGCAUCAUCCACGACUAAUUCCAAUAAAAAAUAUGCCAAGAAGAGGCGUUCAGGGAAGCUGUCUUGUACAGAAGAUUCUUCGUUUGAAGAUUUUGUGAAGAAACAAAAGGCUUAUUUCAAAGAGGUUGAUGAGUUCGAGCUGCAAGUGGAGGAAGCAUCUGACUUAUCUAUCUUAAUAUAAAUAUAUAUAGGCAAAAGAAAUGCGGAGUAUAUAAUAGCAAAAGAAGUACGGAGUAUAUAAUAGCAAAAAAAAUGGUGAAAAGAUUCGGUUGAAUUGGAAAACGAAAAGUAAAUUGUAAAUACGGAGUAGUACAUAUCUUUUCUAUUAGAUAAUGGUGUAAAGAUUUAAAUGUAAACACCAUUAUUCAUGGGCUUUUGAAUUUCGUCAGAACAAUUUUUUUUUGUUCCCACGGCUGAGCGGAGUACAUAUAUGAACAUCGUAAUUUAAGUGUUAAGAUUUAGUAUCUUUUUGAGUGUUUUUGCUCUUUCUGUA